CAGCAAGUGCUCUCAUAACGCGUAAACAUCAGCUAUUACAUUUUUUUGGAGAGCAUUUUUAAUCAGUGUUUUAAGGCAUUGAAUCUUAUCAGUAUAUAAAAACUGUGAUUACCUAGGAGAGGGAUUGCGCAACAAGUGCCCAUUGUAACCCACUGCCGGCGGCCCUGCCAACCAAGUGCAAUCCAGCCAUAGUCGCCGACAGUUAUCAGUAGCAACGGUUCCUACACGCUUGUGUGGCUUUUACAAAAUGGCCCAAAAGAUUCGCGCUGGUCCAGUUGUGGAUGUUCUCGGUGAUGAGAUGACCCGCAUCAUUUGGGAUUCGAUUAAGAAUAAAUUGAUCUUGCCCUUCCUGGACAUUGAGUUGCACACAUACGAUCUGGGUAUUGAGCAUCGUGACAAGACCGAGGAUCAGGUGACCAUCGAUUGUGCCGAAGCCAUUAAGAAGUACAAUGUGGGCAUCAAGUGUGCCACCAUCACCCCAGACGAGAAGCGGGUAGAGGAAUUCAACUUGAAGAAGAUGUGGAAAUCGCCCAACGGCACCAUUCGUAACAUUCUUGGAGGCACCGUGUUCCGUGAGGCCAUCAUUUGCAAGAAUGUGCCACGUCUGGUCUCGGGCUGGCAAAAACCAAUUGUGAUCGGUCGUCAUGCCCAUGCCGAUCAAUACAAGGCUGUGGACUAUGUUGUUCCCGGACCCGGCAAGCUCACCCUCACCUGGAAGGGUAACGAUGGCCAGGUCAUCGAGGAGGUGAUCAAUGACUUUAAGGGUGCUGGCGUCGCCCUGGGCAUGUUCAACACAGAUGCCUCCAUUGUCGACUUCGCUCACGCCUCGUUCAAAUAUGCCUUGGACCGCAAAUUGCCCCUGUACAUGAGCACCAAGAACACGAUCCUUAAGAAAUACGAUGGCCGUUUCAAGGACAUCUUCGAGGAUCUGUACACCAAGCAGUACAAGGCCCAGUACGAGGCUGCCGGCAUCUGGUAUGAACAUCGUCUCAUUGACGAUAUGGUCGCCUAUGCCAUGAAGUCUGAGGGUGGCUUUGUGUGGGCCUGCAAGAACUACGACGGUGAUGUCCAAUCCGAUUCGGUGGCUCAAGGCUAUGGCUCGUUGGGUCUGAUGACCUCUGUUCUGCUGUGCCCCGAUGGCAAGACUGUUGAGGCUGAGGCAGCUCACGGCACAGUGACCCGCCACUUCCGUUUCUAUCAGCAGGGCAAGGAGACCUCUACCAAUCCCAUUGCCUCGAUCUUUGCCUGGACCCGUGGUCUCUUGCAUCGUGCCAAGCUCGAUAACAAUGCCGAACUCGAGAAAUUCGCCGAGACUUUGGAACAGGUGUGCAUCGAUACCAUUGAGGGCGGUGCCAUGACCAAGGAUUUGGCCAUUUGCAUUAAGGGCAGCAUCAGUGCUGUUGAGCGCAAGGACUACCAGGAGACAUUCGAGUUCAUGGACACACUGGCAAAGAAUCUGGAGAAGGCUCUUAGCAAGAAUGCUGCCGCUGCCAAGUGACUAUCCGGCGAAUCCAAUGCCAAGCUCUAAUCCUUAAUUUUACCUAUAUAUGUGUGUGUGUGUGUGUGUACUACAAUAUAAACUAUAUAUGUAUAUGUAUGUGAAUAUGUACCAUGUACCGCCACCUCCCCCCCCUGUAGAUUUUACUCAAUUGUCCUUCUCCUCUGUAUGAAUUCAUUGUCUCUGCGAGACGUCUCAUCCGUGUGAAACAAAUUUUCAAAUAAAAUGUAUUUUUAUACCGCCAAGCCAAA
Drosophila willistoni is the source of this 1749-nucleotide messenger RNA. It is a transcript of the gene Idh, whose product is annotated as isocitrate dehydrogenase [NADP] cytoplasmic. Bases 248 to 1498 code for a protein of 416 amino acids. Gene Ontology annotation, cellular component: peroxisome; cytosol; mitochondrion. The transcript is spliced from 2 exons. Gene Ontology annotation, molecular function: magnesium ion binding; isocitrate dehydrogenase (NADP+) activity; NAD binding. Lineage: Eukaryota; Metazoa; Arthropoda; Insecta; Diptera; Drosophilidae. The record is from RefSeq and is a predicted model, not a curated record. Gene Ontology annotation, biological process: isocitrate metabolic process.